GGGACGGCUAUAAUCCAGCUCACCUCCUCCAGUUCCCCAUUCCCCGCUCUGUACCUCCACGUAACCUGCUCUGGUUUGAAUUUCGGUCUUGAAUUUUCAGUUACUACUAAGUUCUCUACUUCUGAACUCUAGAUCACGCAGUAGAUUUUUUUGAUUCGAAACGCAAGAAGAGGACCAACGAACAUUCUAAGAGAGACUUCAUUGGCAUGCACUGGUGUGAAUCCGCAUUUGCUUGCCCCAAGAAGAAGAAAACAAACACCAUCAGUAAAGUCCAAACUCCACAAAGAUCAUACUAAGUUGAAAAAAAAUGACGCGGGAGUUCGUCGAGGAGGCGGCGAGCUACCUCGAAGGCCAUGAGGUCUACUUCAUCAUGCGAGAUUUGAUGAAGGAGUUGGUCAAGACCCAACCAGAAGAUCCGAUAGGCUUUUUUUAAGGGUAGUGGUAGUCGUUGAUCAUUAUCUCUGGAUGACCCUAAGUGAGUGGUGAAGUGACAACCAGUCCACCACUUGCUUCGGGAAGCAGUGAGAUAUGCUGAUUGUUGCUGUUGGUGCUCCUGAGUGGAUUCUCGCCUUAUUUUCUUGUGAAAUCAAGUGGGGAUGUAGAUUUUAGGUAGCUCCAGGCAGGAACGAAACCACUCAAGGUCAACCAUGGACGUAAUGAUCUACGAGCAAGCUACGACGUCUAAUUUUUGGUCGAGAAAUUGCAGAGCCCAGCUCCAAUCCUACUCUGCAUGCUCGCGCCACCAGGAUUGGAUGGGGACAAGUAACAACUUCGUUUUGCUUGGCCGUGAGUUCCGGGAUAUCCCCCGUUUUAAUCGAAGAAUGUUCUCAGAAAUCAAUCGCAAUCAAUGAAGCAAUCCAAAUAUUCCUUUUACAAUUCAACCUGUUCCUCCAACAUAAUCUAAAUUUUACCGAGGAUAUGCUUUUUCAACCCCAUUUACUUUCUUCACCAUCUAGGCACGCAGCAGCCGUCGCGUCAUCAUUUGACUUGACGCUUGUUGACGUCGACAAAGAGGUCGAUGAAACAAAAGCCACUGCAGAUGCAGACGCAAUAUCAUGUGUCAAAACCGCGCUCGAAAAGGCAGUGUCGAAUAAGGGCGUCCUACUUUACGGCUACCCAAAAACAAAGGCAAAUUUUUUUUUGGAAUAUGAAUGAUAGAUGUGAAUGUGUCUCCUUUUGGUUACUAUAGUAGAUGUGUCUCCUUUUACUUACUUACUUUGAAGAAGAUUCAGGGAAGUCGUAGGUCCAAUCCGAACCGACUAACAUCAUCACUUACUUAGUAGAGUAAGUUCUCUGUAUGAACUCGGUACAAACAUUGUCUAAUGUAUGAUUACCAUUUACUGGACGUUCCUUUAAAACUCCCAAACAAGGAAUCCCAAUCUUUAACUAUUCUCCCAAACAACUAGGUACAAGCCCGAGCAUUGCAGAAUAUGAGGAAAGUUCCAGAUAGCGUGUGCAUAGUAACAGGAGAAGAACACAUAAUAAAAGCGCAUCUAUUGGCGAAGGCGCCAGGCGCAACAGACGAAGAGAAGCAGGACAACGUCAAUUCAAAACUCCAAAUCUACCUACGACAUACACACUCCGUCGCGGAAAUCUUCAAGAACUCAGUACUACUACUAAGGAGCUUACUUUCUUGACACAAGAAGUACUACUAAAAAUAGGUACACACAGAUGAAGUGGUAGGAUGGCCUCCAACGAAUUGAAUUUUUAUAGAUUAGUCAACAUUUGGAUUUGUUGUCACAAAAAUGAUCGGUGUUGUCAUUGUCUACAACCUCAGCUAACUUCCUUGAUCACUGCACCCCCUUUCAGGCAACCGAGGUGAGCUUAACAAAAGGAGGAGAUUCAGUAGUAGACCAAGUCCAGCACGCAGUAGCGCGAGCUGUGAACGAUCCUAGAGGACCACUCAGAGUACUUACUAGAGGACCACAUUCUACAUUGAGUUUUUGUAUCUAUAUACGCUCUGUAUAUCAAUGAAAGUAACCAUUUUCAUUUCAUAGUCUAUGCUUCGAUGUGUUCAAUUUCUAUUUGUUUUGGUAGUACUGCAGGAGCAGAAAAAGGCGGACUUGAGAAGUAUCACAUCCACGCCUUUGACUCACAAAAUUUGAUACUCUUGUUACAACCGAAGAAUUAUUCUGGUAUCAUGAUUCCUCUUUCCCUAGUACCUUGCGGUAAAUCACACCAGAUAUGCGUCCUCGGUCCCUUGGGAAGUGGCAGGUCAACACAGGCUGCCAAGGUCGCGGCAGACUUCGGCGUAGUGCAUGUAGACGUGAACGCUAUGGUAGCAGGAGUGCCAGCAGAAAGUCUUAGUGACGAAGAGAUGUGCGACAAAGUGGGAAAAAGACUUAGACAAGCGGAUUGUACUGGAAUUUAGAGUGUUUCUAGCCUGUCACUCACAUCAAGAAUUUAUAAUGUUCUACUCAUCUUUCGUUACAGCAUAUGCAUAUCUUUUCAAUCACCACUUAUUGUCACUACAGGUCUCCGCAAGGGUUGGGUCCUCGAUGGUUUUCCGGCAACUCCCGCUCAAGCUAGCUUUUUGAAGAAAGCACACUUGUGGCCUAGUCGCGUCGUAGCUCUAUCAGUACCGGAAUCAGUGUGUCUGCAGAGACUGAGUAUCCGUAAAGUGGACCCUGCAACUGGGGAUUACUACUAUGGGACAGCACCUCAACAGGCGAUUCGGCAGAGGUUGGUGCAAUCGGCAGCAGAUAAGCCCGAUCAAGUGUCGGCUAGGUAACUUUUUUUGAAGACUGAGCUUCGCCAAUGAAAGGAAGUUAAAACAGAAACUGCAUCUAUAAUUCAACAUCAGAUGAUAGUAGAUACUGAUUUCUUAUUUUUAUGUACAGAAUAGGUAGCAACUACCUAGACCUGCGUGCCCAUAUUAAGUAAAUCAAUGUUCAUUUUUCGUCUCUCUCUCUUCUCAAAAGUGUACCAGGUGUCAGCACAAGGAUCAUCUUUAUGCAAACAGGUACCACUAUCACUACGAUCGGCAGAAGGCGGUUUUGUCGGAGUUUCAGGGUAUCCAUCAGAUUAUUCGUGGUCAGCAGCAACCAGAGGAUAUUCAGGCUGCUAUCAGAGAGUUCGUCAUGGUGAAACUCUAAAGCUUCUUUCGAUCUUUCAAUUUUACUAGGGUAGCGCUAGGGCGGUAGAGAUAAGAAACAAAGAUGAACAACAGAAAGACAUGUUUCUGCCAGGGGAGUACAGAUCAGAAGCACUGAAUAUCUGACAUUUGGCAGCAUACUCGACUUACUUAUGUUCAAGAACCAACUGCUGAUCCUUCGAUCUUUCACGUGACUACGACAAUGUGGUAGUAAAACUGAGGAAAACCGAGAGAUACCACAUACUUAAUUAGGCAUGUACGCAAGUAAAUUAAUGAGAAGAAUUAGAAGACCGUGUGGAGGUGUUCUUGUAGUUGUUGUAACUAUAUGUUGAAAAAAAUCCGCGCACAAGAGAAGUCAAAACUACUACUUAUAGACUUACAAAAUCCAAAUCAAUUCCAGGGAGCAGAUGAACAGAGUAGUUUACGGAAUACAAAUCUAAUGAUCUCGAUCUCCUUCUAAACCACGCGCUCUUCUUGUAUGCAAUAUGAUCGUGCUCUCUGAACAUAGCUCCGUGUUGUAACACAUGAUGAUGAAAGUAACACAUGUUGAAAGAUACACAUCUUUCCUUGAUGUGACAAAAAAAGUGGAGAUGAUCGUUCCAUCAUGGAGAUGAUCGUCCCAUCAUACUUUCAUCUUCUGCAACAAACAAGGUC
This is a messenger RNA of Amoebophrya sp. A25, 3748 nucleotides long. NCBI's taxonomy places the organism in Eukaryota, Dinophyceae, Syndiniales, Amoebophryaceae. The record is from the annotation of a GenBank genome assembly.